UCUCAAACCAACUGGAUUCAUUUCCAAUGCACUCGUUGUCGCCCACUCGUGGGCCUGGUCUCUCUGCUUCGCAACCAACCCAACCUCUCCGCCGCGUUUCGUCUCACCUCGACGCUCGUGCCGUGCCACGCUCUUUCUUUCUCGUCAUGCCACCGCUUUUCUUCACGGCAGAAACAUCACAUCACCACCGCCUCGCUCUCGGAAAGAGUCAUUUCGUUGCUGCACAUCGACUCUCAUAUGUUUGUUGGCCUGCCAAACGAAUGCUGCCGCGACGACGAAACGACACAGACCCUGGAGCGAAGGCCCCAUCCAACCACUGCGACAGGCCUAUGCCAACUCUCGUGCAACCUUGAAUCGCGUGCCCACCCUGCACGCUGGACGUCGCGAACGAUACUUGUUUCAUGAUGAUUUCGGAUAUUUCCCCCAGACUGCCCUUCCUCCAGCGCUCCACCUCCAAUCGUUUGAAAAAGAAUGCUACUGUGAAAGGUCGCAUGCAGCACCAUCGAAGCGGCCUAACGACUUCGACAACAUCUGGCGUGGCGAAGCGUGACAUUUUCGACAACAUUGACGAAGCAGUUCAAGAACACCGGAAAAGUAUGGCGGGCCGACCAAAGUCAGCCGGUGUUGACAAGCGCAAACGCAGCGCGUCAAGAAAAAGGGCAGAUAUUGUAGCGAAGGAUGUGAAGGAAGUCACUCAGCCCCCGAAAUGUGGAGAAGACCUGCAAAAGGUUGGUCGGACGAUAGAAUACACGGCCGGCCUCGACACAUUUAGAUUUCCAACACCGUCGCCGCGUAUGCCGCCUCCAAGUGCGACACUCCAGGAUGGCGCACGAUUUCCCGGCAUGGCGCCACGAAGCGCUACAUAUCAGCAAUUGUCCCCGCCCCUCAUAAACCAAGAAUCGCCACACAUUGGCCGUGCUAUCGGCUCGCCGUCGAAUGCGCCUCCAAGUUGGGGACGAUCGUAUACAUCAGAUCACAUCUCAAACAGAAUGCCCAACCGGGAGCCUCCCAGCCGAGUGCCACCAGCGGUCCCGCCUGCUACUGAGCUGAAGCAAGAGAGCCCUGAAACCCGAAAGAAGAAGUCGAGUUGGAAAGCGUUCAGCAGCAUGUUCCGCAAAUCAUCGAAGCGCAACACGGACGACUCAUUCUACAAGGUCCAGAUGCCAGCUCAGCCGAAGACUGCUGGUAUCCAAUGCCACUCGCCCGAACCGGAUAGACCCUGCACGCCUGGCACUCCACUGUCAUGCUUGAGGGCACCUAGUCCUGAUCCCGGCAUGUUCUCUCAUUCGCGAGCACCAUCCUGUCACCGGAGUCAGUCUCGACUUGACGAGCGCAACGAGAAUAGGACCUCAUUCAUGCCAGCUGUGAAAUCAAAACGGUUACGAUCGCCCGUCAAGCGCGAUGGCGCAAAGUCUCCAAAUCCUUGGCGAGCCUCAGAGGACAUCUUCAGUGGUCGUGAUGGGCGGCAUGAAUCGCCCACGUCAGACCACGGCAACGAGGGUAUGGCCGUACCAAGGACACCCAGAUUAGACUUAGACUUGCCAGCACCUGAAUUUCCUAGGUAUUCUGUCAUGUUCGAGAAGCUGCUCAACGGUGACUCGAAGCCAUCGUUAUUGGAGCGCAGGCAGAGCAAGAUACAUAGAACGAAGUCACAGAAGCGAAGAAAUGGCGAACCCGAUGCCGAUGGUGGUUUGCAAGUCAACACGAAUGGCAGUGGAGUCAAGCGCGCUCUCACUUCGCCUCAUCUGACUAGGUCGCUAAGCAUCAGGGUCGAUGGCAAAAAGAUUACAGAAGAGCCCGAGACUGCAAUCCACCGGCCGCGACUGAUCCAGAGAAGUAAGACGGCACCACCUGGAGCGGUGUCUCCUAUCGCCGCAGCGUUCAUGCGACAGAAGGAGGCACAGGUCGACAGCUCUCCAGAUUCUUCUCGCCAAUCAAUGUUCAGCGAGCCUUCACUGCCGCCUACGCCCACAACAUUUACCACGUGCACAGAUACGUCUUCCAUCAGACGUGUGAUAGAAGACAGCGGACCAUCGUGUGACAUGAUGACUUCCAAAACAACAGCUGCUACUUCGGACGACCUAUCAUCUCAUCGAUCAGCCAGGACAGAGCCUUACCCCCGCGUCAAAUCUCCCGAAGAUCUUGAACGACAGAUUGUCCAAGUUUCGGUGGCAAGACAAGUGAGCGUCUCCCGAGCUCGGACCAGAGUCCAACGUGCUGCGAGUAGCAAGGCUGCCGCACAACCUCUCAGACCGAGAGUCGUGGAAUUGACCAAGAACCGCAAGAGUACAGUCGGUGUUGUGGAAGAUGCGAGCGCCGAGCCAAUGCCUGAUGAUGCCGCAAGCAUUAUUGCGCACUCGCGAGCAACAAGUAUGGCCAGCCAAAUGUCUUUUGAGAAGAGCAGAAAGACCUCAGUGGCCUCAGCAGCGCCUAUGCCUGAGGAUGCCGUCAAAGUCGUAGCACAUUCCAGGGCGGCGAGUGGAGCAAGCCAAAUUCUUCUUGAGAAGACGAGGAAGGCAGACACCUCUGCUGCGCCAAUGCCGGGGGAUGCAUCAAAGGUGGCGGAACGCGAAAGUAAAGCAUUUGAAGCUGUGAAGGCUGAGCCUCCAGUCGACUUGAAACCUGGAUCAGAGACCGAGACGGCCGCGAAGGAGGUACACACACCAGGCGAAGACGAGCUUGACGCUGGUUCUAUCGCCUGAGGAGCCUCACUCACUGCAGGCUGUCGAUUUUACGAUUCUACAUGCUGCCGUGCAGCAACAAUUCUUUGCAGAAGGAUCUGAAUUUCAUUUUCUUUUCACAUGUGGAUCAUGCGUUAUUUAUACCCAGAUAGAGCAUAUCGCCGGAGGCGGGAACAGGAACAGGACAGGAGAUGCGAAACACGAUUGUGUGAUGACGAGCAGAGCAUCCAUGGUGAAGGAAUACAUGUCGUAGAUUCCAAGAUGUUUAGCGCAGAAGAAUACCAGAAUGAACAGAACGAUUGAUAUACAUCAG
This is a messenger RNA of Pseudocercospora fijiensis CIRAD86, 2994 nucleotides long. RefSeq lists its product as uncharacterized. NCBI's taxonomy places the organism in Eukaryota, Fungi, Ascomycota, Dothideomycetes, Mycosphaerellales, Mycosphaerellaceae. Bases 402 to 2702 code for a protein of 766 amino acids. The record is from RefSeq and is a predicted model, not a curated record. The transcript has a single exon.